This is a messenger RNA of Pararge aegeria (speckled wood butterfly), 7711 nucleotides long. RefSeq names its product kinase D-interacting substrate of 220 kDa B (gene Arms). Lineage: Eukaryota; Metazoa; Arthropoda; Insecta; Lepidoptera; Nymphalidae. The record is from RefSeq and is a predicted model, not a curated record. The coding region runs from base 51 to 5516 and encodes 1821 amino acids. Gene Ontology annotation, molecular function: protein binding. The transcript has 28 exons.
UCACGGGACGUUUUGCGGAGCGCUCGUGCUAUUAUGAGUGCCGUCGCGACAUGUCCCAAGAACCUCAAUUGCCCCAAACUAAAACCAGUGACAAUGAAUACGUACAUAUUCGAUGUCUCAUUGCAAACAUACACAAACCCAGAAAUGUGUCCAGGCCGCCUGUGUAUUCCGACGCGCCGCUGGAGGUGGUCCGGGAAUCGCCGACGUCGUCGGAUACGGAUCGGAGUCGCUCUGGAUCGAUACGUUCCGAUAUAUCUGAGAAACCAGAUUUGUCUGAGAUCAGCAGUGUAGAAGAGGUACCGCCGACGCAGCGUGCAAAGAGUAACAGUUUUGCGGGUGCAAUGUUGGCGCCUCCGUUGAACAAACGGCGGCGGCUUUCGUUUCUGCACCUCAACAUUGGGGGUGGAAACGAACAUAUAGGGCCCUUGUCUGCAGGGCCUCAUCUCAACGUGCCUCGAUUCACCGUCACGGCGCCACCUGGAGAGCACCGUCGCCACAGUCAUGGCUUCCCGUUCCAUGGAUUUGCUCUUCGUCGGCACUCGAACACGAGCCUCCAUCGCAGCGAGUCGAUGGUGUCCCUGGCGUGCUUCAAGACGCUUUCUCAACUGGUAAAUAAUGAUGGCAAUGAACUACAGAAUUACCUCUCCACCAACAGAAACAUCAACAUUGAUGACAGGGAUGAAAAUGGCACAACAGCACUCAUGUGCGCAAGUGAGAGUGGGCGAGUGGCGGCGGUGCGGCUGCUGCUCGGAGCGAGCGCUGACGCAUGUGCGGCGGACAACGAUGGCUGGACCUCACUCGCGUUCGCUGCCCGGGGCGGCCACCUCACGAUCGUGCAGGAGUUGCUGGAUGCUGGUGCACAAGUUGACUCUAGAGACUGCGGUGGGUGGACCCCUCUCUUGUGGGCCUCAUACAAGGGUCACGAAGAAGUUGUUGCGUUGCUGCUGGAAAAAGGCGCCGAUGUGCAUGCCCACGGCAAUUAUAAUAUCAAUUCACUAGUAUGGGCGGCGGGAAGACGGCACAGCGGCGUUGUAGCGCGGCUGUUGGCAGCGGGUGCACGGCCCAAUUCAUGUGACAAAUAUGCCACAUCCGCGCUCACGUGGGCCGCACGGGCUGGCGACGUGGCCUCCAGUGCGGCCCUCCUGCGGGCCGGGGCCGACGCGAACAAUGCCGGCAUGUACUGCUGGACACCGUUAUUGCAGGCUACACAUGGUAAUCAUUUUGAAAUCGUCCAAAUGUUGUUAGAACAUAAGCCUAACGUGAACGCCUUAGACAAGGAUGGGUGCACAGCGCUUGCCAUCGCUUGCAAGGAGGGUUUCUAUGAUAUUUCCUUAGCUUUAAUAAAUUCAGGGGCCUAUAUAAACGUCCAGGAUCACUCAAAAGACACUCCAUUAAUCUACGCUGUUAAAGGUGGAUAUAAGAAUAUAGUAGAAGCUUUGCUAAAGAAGCAUGUAGAUGUAGAUUUACCCGGUAAGGAGAAGAAAACCCCAGUGUACACUGCCGUAGAAAAAGGACACUUAGCAAUACUCAAAUUGCUGUUGGCCUCUAAUCCCGAUUUGGAACAUUGCACUAACAGUGGUGAUACGGCGCUUCUUCGAGCCGUACGGUCGCGUAAUGCGGAAGUGGUGUCGUUGCUAUUGGAACGCCGAGCGCGAGUUGCAGCCGCUGACAACCGCGGUGAUACGUCGCUGCACGUAGCAAUGCGGGCGCGUUCAAAGCAAAUAGUCGAAAUUCUACUCCGGAACCCAAAGAAUAGCCAAUUGCUAUACAAGCCGAAUAAAAACAAAGAGACGCCAUAUAACAUAGAUAUGAGCUAUAACAAAACUAUACUAGGUCAGAUAUUCGGUGCGCGCAAACUUAACACCAAUGAGGACAACGAAAACAUGCUGGGAUACGAGUUAUAUAGCGCGGCUUUGGCUGACAUGCUUUCUGAACCAAGUCUCUCCGUGCCAAUCACAGUGGGACUUUACGCGAGAUGGGGCUCCGGAAAGUCUUUUUUGCUCAAUAAACUUAAAGAGGAGAUGAAGAACUUCGCACGGCAGUGGCGCGAGACCGGCUGGGCCUGGUCUUGGGCCGUGUCGUGGGGGACUUGGCACGUGGCACUGUUUGUGGCGGCCUGCGUCGCCGUCGCUGGCGUGGAGCCCUACAUAGCCCUAGCGGUGCUAUUUGCACUGUUCGCGGCUCUGUACAUGACCUUCUACCUCUUGUGGUACCUUGGAAACAAAUAUGAGUGGUGGUGGGCGGACGGCAUCGUGGCAGCCCUCGGGAGAAAGUUCGGUUCUCUACUGCUUCUACUUCAGGUGAUGUUUUGUCACCCGCCUGGACCAGAAGAUCCUCGUGCUUUACCAGCAACUCCCAUUAGAUUUCAUUUUACGGAAGGUAUGAAGAACGGGGCGGGCCAAGAAGGGGAGGCCAUGGUAGUACAAAUGAUUGGCAGCCUCGCGGAGGCGCUAGAGUGCCAAUAUGGGCGUGUAUGCACGCGUCUGGCUAGGGCUUUCCGGCCACGCCCAGUCUCCUCUACAUCCGGCUGGAAAUGGCGCCGGGCAUGUUGCAUUCCACACAUUAUAACAUUCGAGUUGAGUUUCAUGUGCGUGCUCGUCAGCAUAUGCGUGCUCAUCAUAUUCCUCACUGACAAGGACCCAUCGCGCCGUGACGUGCCGCAGGGGCUGGUGGUGGGCGUUUGUGCGGCCGCCGGUGCCGUGCUGCUCGCAAACCUGUAUGCUGGCGCGCGUGCUGUUGCCGCUCUCGCAUUGCCGCCACGUGCCCGCCUCGCAAGACUCGCGCGUGCCAUCCGCAAGGACCGCUCGCACGCACUGGCACUGCGGCCAGAAGUCCAAGCAUUGACGCACACUGUUUCGUGCCUAGACGCAUUUACGGGCCAGCAAACGAGGCUGGUACUCGUCGUUGACGCAUUGGAUAGCUGCGAACAAGAGAAGGUCCUAGCUCUGCUCAACGCCGUACACGCACUCUGCUCCGACCCUAAAAGUCCUUUCAUACUGCUGCUAGCAAUCGACCCACACAUCAUAAGCAAGGUUGCUUGGAUGGAGGCAGUUGAAAUGAACAGCCGCAGGGCAUUCUCUGAAAGUAAUAUUGGAGGAUGGGACUACCUACGGAAUAUGGUGCAACUGCCUUUCUAUCUGCAAAAUUCUGCACUGCGCAGGGUGAAGUUGGCUCAACAGACUGCAACUAAACGCAUCCAAGCCCUAGGAACAGAUGAUUUCAGCACUUCUCUUCAAAGAUCCGUGUCAGCGCGUCGCUUAUCAUCAACGUCAGAGCUGAUGUCAAGUCAGGAGCGCAUCAAGGGUGGUGCUCGACCUGAAGUACGCGAGACGAGGGCUGAUCGUGCUCCACGUUUGCGACCGUCGGAGUCGGUGGCGUCGUCCGUCGCGUCUGGAUUACAUCGGGUACCAGCGCCCGCCGGGGGUGCUGCGGAUUUGGGCCGCGUGCUGCUUACUGACGACUACUUCAGCGACGUAAACCCUCGCAGCAUGCGACGGCUGAUGAACGUGCUUUACGUCACAGGUCGAUUGCUCAAAGCUUUUCAAAUCGAAUUCAACUGGUACCAGUUAGCGUCUUGGGUGAAUUUGACUGAACAGUGGCCGUUCCGCACUUCGUGGAUCAUUUACCACCACGAGACUUAUGAAGACCACAUCGAUGACUCCACUUCGCUGAAACAUAUCUAUGAGAAGGUUAAACCAUCAAUAGGUGGGUUACGCGAGGCAAUUACCCUUAUGGAGCUAGAUCGCGAUGAACGGAAGCUCGAUGUGUUCUUAAGCUUCCACCGCGCGACUCUCACUGCCGCGGACCUCAAGAUAUUUCUGCCCUUCACCAUCAACCUCGAUCCUUAUAUCAAGAAAGUCAUAAAAGAGGAACAAGUACAAGCGGGCGCCGAAGACGAUAUAGGAGCUGGCGCCGCGACCGCGGUAUCUUGGGGUAUAACGCCGAACGCGCGACAAACUCACCCCAAACCGCUGCACAAAAAGCAAUUCGCACAGAAACCCCCACCAGUACCCCAACCAGCGCAAAAUAACGCGCCAGGGCAGCCGAUGUGGGUGGGUUGGGCGAACCCGUUAAUAACGACAGCGCAAACGUACUCCAACAAUAUACCGGCGGACUGCCCGGUGCCACAAAUUGUUCCCGUGGUCGCAAUCAAUCCUGUCACGAUGUUGCGAACUGCAUUUCCAGGAAUGUCGGAGCUUUCGUCACUGCGUUUGUCGACCUUGAGUGUGGAGCGCGUAUGCCGACUGGUGCACACAGCUUUAGGCAUGGGUGGGGUCGCGGCUGCCGCAGCGUUGCAACGGCAUCGAGUUUGUGGACUCGUGCUGUCCGUAUGCCACCUCAACGAUCUCAAACCGAUUCUGGAAUUGCCUUUCGGCGACUGGGAACUUUUCAAAAUGCUUGUACUUAAUCUCCGUGAACUGGAAUCGGGUAUGCCCAUCAACACAUCGGCUGUGACCGUAAUAACGGAGAAAUCCAGUGAAACAGAAACUGAUACAAUCAAGCCGAGGUCGACUCUAGAACACCAACGUACUAGACCAUCAAAUGUUGAGAAACAGCCUUUUACGGAAUAUCAGGUUACAUUGGAGGAGCAAAUGAUAUGCGGCGCACUUCAAACACUCAACGAGGAGGCAAUGGAGGACGUAUUGCAGUCCGAACCCACUGCCCCUUCAGACGAGGCCGGCGAGCCGCGCGCUCCAUCUGUCAGCUUCAACGUCGAGAAUGAGCAGGACGACGACGGCCACAUCACGUUCACCGCGAGGCCGCGCGCCCGCCGCGCCGUCGCCCGCCCGCGCCCCUCCUCGCUGCGCCUCGCCGACGACACGCCCGACGCCGCCGACCACGCGCCGCGCCUGGCCGCGCGCUCGCUCUCCGUCGAGGACUCCACGCGCAACGGCUCGCCAAUACUCGACCUCAAGCUGCGCAACUUGCGACGCACCGCCGACAUCCUCCGCAAGGUCGGCUCCACCGAACGCCUCACGAGGUUUAAAGACAAGAUAAUGUCGCGCGGUCCCGGCUCCAGAGAACGGAGCCCGACCCGCGACGAAACCGCUAGCGAUGACGAGUCGGUUCCCUUGGUGUCAUCGCCGGCCGUCGCGCCUUGCCCCGCGGUCGGACCGCCUCCGCUCAACUCUCCGGGGCACGCUCGACCCGCAGCGGGCGCACCCAUUGCGAGACCGCUAGGUAUCGAGUGCGCUGACCGUAGUCCGCAGGACGGUACGGCGAGCACGGAUUUCUCGCCGCGCUCGGAAAUUACGGACGCGGGGUCGCCGCGAGGCAGCGCCCCGGACUUCGAUUUGCUGCCCGAGGGCAAGGGCGAAGGGCGGGCGGCGAUAAGGGCACACUUCGCGCGGGAGGCGAGCGACACAUCGUUGUCGAAUAUGGUCGAGCCGUACAAUAUGAGGCUGCUGGCUCAUGGCGCGUCGGACGGAUCGCGUGGCCUGUGGCGCCAGGACGCGUUGGACUCGCUGGACUCAGGCCCGCCGUGGCCUCCGCACGAGCCUGACUCCGCGGUGUGAAGCGUCACACUACUGCUCGGAGGAACAUGACCUGUCGCGCGGAAACUUUGCCCGCGUCCAGUUAAGCGCUGACGGCGACGCAAGGACCGCCCGAACGAAGCAUUUAAAUGCAAUAACUUAGCACGGCUUGAAUUCUAAACUCGUUUAUGGCCUGCUGCAUACUGUUUUACAUCAUAUGUAUAUGAAAUAUCAUAUGUAUAAGUGCUAUUUUAUCUAUUUAUUAUUGCGGUAUACGAUAAAAACGUAGUAGAUAAGUAGGCACUCAGUAGAAACGCAACAUAAAAUACCUACUGUAUGAAACGUACUUAUUAAGAACUUAGUGACUUACAUAUUGUAAUCAAUAUUAUUGCAUUUGCUUAUUAUUAAAAGUUCUCGAGAAUUGUGAUAUAGGUACUUAUUCUUAAGAAUAUGGAAAUAUACAUUUAUUGAACUUAUCCUGUUUCCAGACUUUAGCGGUAGUACUUUACUACUAGCAGUAGAUGUUUCCACUAGUGGCGAAAUCUAGCAACACAAACAGCUUAACUAAAACAUUUUGUAAACCAUACUAUAGUCAUGUCCGAAAAUAUACCCGUGAAUAACGAACAUGAAAAUGCAAUCAAGGGUCAGGAACUGUGGUUACACAAUCAUAAUAUAUGUUAACAUACCUAUCUCCGUCCUGACAAUGCAACAGGAUCCACAAUUAGACUUAAGACGACGUAAGACCUGGGUGCUUUUCUGGCAUAAAAAAAUCUAUCCGAUGGCUCGGAUCAUCGGAUGUAAGUCAUAUUUGCCAAAUUUCAUCAAGGUCAGUGCACUGGUUUAUUUUUUCUUAACAUUGUUCACGCAGUGGUGUAUGGGUAUUAUUUGUGUACAUUUUGGUUUCAGGUAAUGGGAUUAUCCAGACUAUUUGAUACGUGACUUGUUUUGUUCCCAUUUGUAGUCGCGUUAGUAUUAAAAUAAACAGAAAUAAUUUCAUGUAAGUAUAGCAAACAACAAGUAUACAAACAAACAAACAGGAAUAUUUUCGCAUUUACAAUUAGAAUUAUAAAUCGAUACUAAAAACACAAGCAUUGGAAAUCAAAUCAAAUUUAUUAUCUACUACAAAGUAAAUGUAAUUUUAACAUUUUUUUAAGUAUAUAUAGGAGAUCACAGGUUAUACACGAAUCCAAUUUGUAAACGACUACCUGUCUAAUACAUUAACAUAAUUAAUUUAACUAUAACAAACGAAAUGGAGAUGCUAUAUAACGCCUUAUUUAAGUUAUGGCGUAGAAAUACUGUCGACGACGGCUAACCAUAAAUGUAAUAAUGGUAAGACAUUCGUGCGAUUCCGUUGAACACAAAUCUCUAAACCAAAUUAAUAGGUCUUAAAGUAGAAAUAGACAAUACUAUUUUCAGACAUUAGUGAGUUGUGUUUAACAGAAUUGGCAAAAGCUGGUUUUUACUUUUUAUUGGAUACUGAAAAUGGGCCAACAAUAAUGGAAAUUCUUAUCAUUCCUUGGACAGAGAGGGUUUUUUGGCGAUCGGAACAAUCCAAUAACUCCGGUCUUCUAUUCGGUUGUGCUUUGACAGUAAACACUUGCCGUCCAACAAACAAAAGACCUUUGUAUGGUAAGGGCGAAUUUUCCCUCGAUUGCCAAUCAGAGCGCUCAAUUCAAGCUUCGCGCAGUAACUGGAGUAACCAAGUCUACAGUUUAUCCACUCGUGCAAAGCAUAUGCAUUCUUUAUUCGGAAUGUUCGAAUUCUUACGGAAUGCAUGCAAGUUAUUUGCAAAUGCGAAGAUUGUUCAAGUAUCUAUAUUGCAUUACUAUCUAGCCAUACAAGGAGACAUGCUGCGUUGCUGCUAAAAGCGCACUUUUUGACAUGUAGAGACAGAGCUCCUUUCGCAAAUGCAGGAAGUGUAAUGUCGAAAAAUUGAUAAAACUGAGCAAAUUGUCAAAAAAAUCGCCGUCUUCAUCAGGACAACAGCGUGUGAAUCUACCCUUACUGAUCAAGUCUGAUUUGGCUCUACGAAACCAUUCUUGUAAACACGGCCUACUCACGGGCCAGACUUUAGUUUCGCAUUGCCUCAUAGUGGAUGAGGUUACAAUAUUCUGCAAUGCCUUUACGAUAAGUGCAAUGACUAGGUUAAAUUUCUGCUUUUAAAAUAUAGUAGGUAUCACUAACUUUUCCGUAUGUAGACUAUAAUAAGUAUAAAUGAAUGAGUAAAAGAGUCUGUG